CUGUUGUUCAAAAAAAAAAAAAACACAGAGGUUUCUCUCUCCUCCGGUUUUCUCUCUCAUACGAUUAUCUCGGCUCACGACGAAAUUUGAGUUCUUACAGAUCGGCGGAAACGAUCUGAGAUUAGGGUUUCGGAAACAAUCCGAAAUUCCAAAUUGAUGUAGGAAGGAUCUUGUAAUUUAUAGGAAUAUUUUCGUUCAAUUAAUUCUGUUGUUGUUUGUGUUUGGUUUAAAUAGAAGGUUGGAUCUUUGAUCCGUUGAUGGUGAAUUAGUUUGAUGGGUGUUUCAUCUAAGUUUGUUUUGAAAUUUGGGUCAUGAAUUGUUUAGCUUGGGAGAAGAGGAAUUGAAUUUCAAGAGGCUUGAAAAGCCUUUUCUUUUGUUCUUCUUUUGUAACUUUUGUGGAAUGAUUUCUGUGGUGAGUAGAGAUGGGAGGAAACGGUUACCUUUAGACUGUUCUGUUGAAGAAAAGAUGGAUGAGACUGAGCUUGAAGAAGGAGAGGCUUUUUCAUCUCAUGAAGUUGAUGAUUCGUCCAUUGACCCUGAUGCUCUAUCAUAUAUUGAUGAGAAACUUCAAGACUUCCUUGGACAUUUCCAGAAGGAUUUUGAAGGUGGUGUUGUCUCAGCUGAGAAUUUGGGGGCAAUGUAUGGUGGGUAUGGCUCUUUUCUGCCUACCUAUCAACGCUCUCCGCCGAUAGCUCAGAACAGUGUCUCGAAUGAGUCGAUAAACAUCAAGCAUAUUGAGAAGACAUCUUCUCAGAGUAAUUUGGUGAAGGAAGAGCCAUCUUCAAGGCUUGAGCUUGUUAACCACUCUGCUCAUUCAUCUGACCAGAAAAAUUUGAGAGUUCGAAUUAAAGUAGGGUCUGAGACAGUUAAGAAAAAUUCUGAACUGUACAGUGGUCUUGGCCUCGAUGUUUCUCCAGCUUCAUCACUUAAUGAUAGCACAACUGACAGUGAAGAUGGGCCAGAUGUCUCACCUACUAGCAUUCUCCGGAUUAUGACAUCAUUGCCACUCCUCGAUGGCGUAGUAUUAUCUCCUCUUACUGAUCACAUGGUUUGCUUGACUGAAAGGGAGAAGUUGCGGAUAGAUAGUGCACGCAGAUCAAGUUCAAACGGGUGUCAUCCUGGUUUAAAAGUAAAGAGGGCUGAAAAUGGCAUCCGUGGUCCAUUGAAGAAAGAGGCUGAUAUUGACAUCAUGGAUUGCGAUGAACUUGUUGCUAAUACAUUGAAGCUUCCUCUUUUGUCUAGAUCAGCUGACUAUGCUGCGAAGGGUAAUGUGAAACUCGAUCACAAUUCAGAAAUAGCUGAUCUAGUUAAAGAGGAAGAAAAGUUGGUUAGCUUUUCAAAACCUAGUGCACAGGCUCUAAAUGGAAGCAAAUCCCAAACUGAGGGAGUCAAGGGCUCUUCAAAUUGGAAGGCUAUCAAAGAAGAGUGUGAUAUGGAAACAACAGCUGUGAAGGAGCAAACAUCUUUAGUUGGGAAGAAGAAACCGAAAAGUAAACAUAAUGUGCAAGAUGCAAAAGUUACUAAAGACAGUUCCCAUGUUAACGGGCAUCUCUCGAAAACCAAGAUUGGAGAGUCUAAGUUUCACAAUCAUCCUCAAGAAGGCAAAAAUAAAUAUAGUGAUUUCUUUGGAGACUUGGAGUUGGGACAAGAAGAUAAUGAUGUGGAUUCGGUUGGAACACCUUCACCUUCGUUGGAGCCAAUCAAAAGUGAACUGGUUGGUAAAAAUACAUUAAAUCAUCAUGCCUCAAAGGAAAUGGUGCCAAAAUUAGAGGCUCCUUCAAAAGGGCCUUAUCAAGUGCCUCCACCUUCCAAUAAUGGUCCUAUUGGUGAUGCAGUUCAUGGAUUGUCGGUUCCUCCCCUGGUGAAAGAAUAUUGGGUAGGUUGUGACAAGUGUCAGAAGUGGCGGCUUCUUCCUCUUGGUAUAUAUCCAAAUUCUCUUCCUGAGAAGUGGCUGUGCAGCAUGCUCGAUUGGCUGCCUGGCAUGAACCGAUGUAGUGUUAGCGAAGAAGAGACAACAAAAGCUGUAACUGCCCAUAACCUACUUCCUCCAUCCAAUGGUCAAGCGAUUCAGUCUGGUCAAUCUGAUGUUGUUGUUAUGUCUGGCCCAUACUCGAGGAAUGCUGUUCGGGCUGAUCAGAGCCAUGAAAAUCGUGGACUUCCUUCUAUGCCAUGUGUAGCAAAGAAGAAACCUGCAGUGAAAGAAAUGUCAAAUUCUAUGGAUCUGGGUGGCACUGAGCAGUCACUGAAGAAGAAUAUUAAGGCAUCUUCUCAAAGCAGAAGCUUAAAUGAAGUUGGCCAUAUUUUCCCUGCAGCAGAUGACCUUCCACCUCACAAAAACAAACACAAAGAGAAAAAUAAGCAACUUGAUUACCGUUCUGAAGGAGGUGAUAUGAGGAGCUCUAAGAUAACAAACAAAGGAGGCCUUGACCAUUCUGAUCAAGAUGAAGAUCUUUCAAGUGGUGCCAAGAGAACUAAAAGAGAUAAUAAUGCACAUCAAAUGGAUGAAGGUGGUUCUUUCGAGAAAGCACGCCCUAGCUCUAGUAGCGGACUGUCAGUAAAUGCAUCAGGGAAAGCGGAACACAGGUCUAAGGAACAUUUGAAGGUCAACAAGAGUGAAGGAAAUAACAGUUCAAAUUAUGAUGCAAAGGAUGUAAGAAAGAGGAAACUGAAUGAAGAUAGCAAGCAAGUUUACACUGACGUCCCUCAGGAUUGCAGGGGCACUACAGAAGAAACAAAUGAAAACAAUCAUAAAAUAGUAAAGAGGGCAAAGGUCUCUAUUUCAGGGUGGAAGGAAGGCGAUAGUAAGGGUAAAAGCUCUAUUGAACCUUUGGUAAAAGAAAGUGGAUCUCGCCAACCCUCUGUAGCUGCUGCUUCAAGCUCUUCAAAAGUUUCAGGGUCCCCAGUGGAAUCAGUAUCUUCUUCUCCUUUGAGGAUUUCGACUCAUGAUAAGGCUAAAUUAACUAGAAGGGAUCCUGAGCCAAAAGAAGAUUGUAGAAGAAACUCAGAUAGUCAAGACGAGGGGAGGAGGGAACGUGCAUUUGAUGCUCCAGGCAAAAAUGGGGAAUACCCUGGUGUUAGUAGAGCUAGAGUAAUUGAGGUACCCUCUCAGUUAGAAAAUCGCCGUUCUGCAGAUACUCAUCCUCCUACCAAAUUGCCAACAAUAGAUCAUCACGGCAAUGAUGAUGGAAAAAGAAAUGAGAAUGAGGGUUACUUAGACACAUCACAUGCUAGGAAAUCCGGAAAGGGUUCGUUGUCUCGAUCUAAGGAUAGCGAUGGAGGUUUUAAGGACAAACUUUCUAAUUUUAGUAAAGAAUUUGCUGACAAUUCAUUUCCUAGUGAAGACAUUGCAAGGUCUGGAAAGAUUAGGGUUAUGGAUAAAAUAGAUCCUGUGGAUAAAGUGGCAAUUCAGAAGGCUAAAAGUAAUACUCAGUUGAAAUUGAAUGUUAAAGUAGAUACGGUUUCCUCCAAGCAAGAACAAAAGCAGAAUCAGAAUCAGCGAUUUGAUGAUGAUGGGGAAAAAUCUUCCAGAAAGUCUACUUAUGGAAAGAUGGAUCAGAUAGAAUCGUUGGGGAGAGAAAAGUCUAACUUGUUACCACCUUCUGGAAGAAGUCAAAACGAGGGUUUGAAGCUUGCAAAUGGCACUUCUGAAGGUUAUGGUUCAGUUAAGCGUGCAAAAAAUGGGAAAACUUUAGAAAGCGAUCAGCCAACUAAGCCGAGCCCACUUAGAAGGGAUUCAUUUAGCCAAUCAGCCAGUACAGCUGUAAAAGAGGCAAAGGAUCUCAAACAUAUGGCGGAUCGUCUUAAGAAGAAUUCUGGAGAAAGUGGUGAAAGCACAAGUCUUUAUUUCCAGGCUGCCCUUAAGUUUCUUCAUGGAGCUUCUUUAAUGGAACUUAGCAGUACCGAAACUUCCAAGCAAAAUGAAAUGAUUCUGUCUACCCAGACUUAUAGUAGUACUGCCAAACUUUGCGACUUUUGUGCACAUGAAUAUGAGAAGUCCAAAGACAUGGCUCAUGCUGCUCUGGCAUACAAAUGCAUGGAAGUGGCCUAUUUGAGGGUAGUUUAUACUUCACAUAACAGUGCAAGCAGAGCUCGACAUGAAUUGCAGACAGCACUUCAUAUAGUUCCUGGCGAAUCUCCUUCUUCUUCAGCCUCUGAUGUCGAUAACUUAAAUCACCUAGCAGCCGCAGACAAGUCCCUGUUAACAAAGGGUGUUAGCUCUCCUCAAAUUGCUGAACAUGUUAUUACUGCAAAAAACCGUCCUAGCUUUCAGCGAGUGCUCAAUUUUGCACAGGAUGCAAAUUAUGCAAUGGAAGCCUCAAGGAAGUUCAGAGCUGCUUUUGCAGCUGCAAAAGCUAGAAAUGAAGAGAAUCUAAGUUCUGUGAAGAGAGCUCUUGACGUCAAUUUUAGUGAUGUGGAAGGAUUACUACGUCUAAUUCGAUUAGCAAUGGAUGCUAUGGGCCGAUGACAGUUGACUAGUUCAAAAAUAUAAAUUUAAAAAAAAAAAUCCAUUGGUUUCACAAGGAAGAGGAGCUGACUUAACUCCUGAUGCAUAAACAGAGUUCAAACAUAUUUGAAGAGGCUGGAUCUUUACUUGUUUCAGGGAGGACUAAUUCGGUUUCUCUCUUGGGAUUCGUUUGAGACGAGAUGUAAUUGAUUCUUUAACGAGGAAGAAAUAAUCACAUAUGAUGACUUUCAACUACCAAUUCUACCUUCGGGAUAAAUUGAUGUCUGUUUUAACUUUCAACCAUCACUUUCAGUGGCUUUCUCCAUGGCAUUUCUGAGAGGGAUUUGUAAAUGUAACAAAUUACCAUAUGAUCAUAUUAUUGGGGUAGAAAUCUACCUAGAGUAAAGGUUCAUUGUAAUUAAUCAAUGUAAUUUAAAUGAUUAGUUAUCAAGGAAUUUUGUAGACAAAAGGCUCUCUUAUGUGUACAAUAGAGUGAAUAGUUUCUAUUUGUUUUCUUUGGUGUUGAAUUCCAACAACAAUAAAUUUAAAUGUUAUUAUUUUGUUGUA
Messenger RNA from Impatiens glandulifera, 5011 nucleotides. Its product is annotated as cysteine-tryptophan domain-containing zinc finger protein 3-like. NCBI's taxonomy places the organism in Eukaryota, Viridiplantae, Streptophyta, Magnoliopsida, Ericales, Balsaminaceae. Bases 401 to 4465 code for a protein of 1354 amino acids. The transcript has 12 exons. Gene Ontology annotation, molecular function: zinc ion binding. The record is from RefSeq and is a predicted model, not a curated record.